Siniperca chuatsi (mandarin fish) is the source of this 1261-nucleotide messenger RNA. It is a transcript of the gene kctd6a, whose product is annotated as potassium channel tetramerization domain containing 6a. Bases 231 to 950 code for a protein of 239 amino acids. Gene Ontology annotation, biological process: protein homooligomerization. The record is from RefSeq and is a predicted model, not a curated record. Gene Ontology annotation, molecular function: protein binding. The transcript has 6 exons. Lineage: Eukaryota; Metazoa; Chordata; Actinopteri; Centrarchiformes; Sinipercidae.
UGCUACCGGAAGUUUCCUCACAGUCGGUGUCUAACCUGACAGUGUUGUAGCUACCUGAUGGAUGUAAACGGAUGGUUAGCUAGGAGCGUUUACCUCCAGGUGUGUGUGGUGUUAAAGCAGCAGUGAGUGGUGUUGGAGGAGCGGUUAUAGGUGUUGGUGGAAAAACACAGAAAUGAUCUUCUCAACAGUCUGACCUGAAGAGAAACAACACAGUCAGCCCAGGGCUGCAGAUGGAGAAUGGAGACAUGGGUCACAUGAUGGGGGAGUCAGUGACUCUGAAUGUGGGCGGCUGUGUGUACAGCACGUCUCUGUCCACGCUGCAGCGCUACCCAGACUCCAUGCUGGGAGCCAUGUUCAGAGGAGACCUCCCCACCGUCAGGGACGCACAUGGAAACUACUUCAUCGACCGUGACGGUCCGCUGUUUCGCUACAUCCUCAACUUCCUGCGGACGUCAGAGCUGACACUGCCGUGCGACUUCAAGGAGACUGAGCUGCUCAGGAAGGAGGCUGACUUCUAUCAGGUCGAGCCCCUGAUCCAGUGCCUGGGAGACCCCAAACCCCUGCUGCCCUACCCCACUGACACCUACGAAGAGGUGGUGGAGCUGUCCAGCACCAGGAAGCUGUCCAAGUACUCCAACCCUGUUGCAGUCAUCAUCACCCAGCUCACCAUCACCACCAAGGUCCAUGCAGUGUUGGAGUCCAUCUCCAGCAGUUUCACAAAGUGGAACAAACACAUGAUGGACACCAGAGACUACCAGGUGUCCUUCACCUUCGGACCAUGUGACCACCAACAGGAAGUCAGCCUGCGUGUCCACCUGCUUGACUUCAUCUCCAAAGCUGGUUUCACAAUACGCAACACGCGGGUUCACCACAUGAGCGAACGGGCCAAUGAGAACACAGUGGAACAUCACUGGACGUUCUGCCGACGAGCUCACAAAGUCAACGACUGACGGGUGGACUUACUGACAGACAGAAGAUGUGAUCGGUGUGUCUGAUCAGACAGACAGACAGAGACUUGGUGGUGGUGGUGGUUUUGUUGUUAUGUAUUAAUGUUUUGUAUGUCUCCUCGGAGCUAAAGCACAAGGUGAGGUUACUGGAAGGAUAGCAUAUUAGCCACAUAUGGUACAUUAUUAUAUAAUAUCUUUGCUUUAUCAUAUCCGAUCUUAUUACUACAGCAUACAAUGAUGUUUUAGAUGUUAGUGUGUUUCCAACUUUAUGUCAACAGUAUGAAAAUAAAGAAAAAAUAAAAUGUUUUUUCCCA